ACAAGAAAGAUUCUUGAGUGGUCCCCUUCCAACGUUGUUCAAAUCCUUCCGUUCUGUUCCAUAAGUUGGUCACGGGGCCAGGAAAUGAGUUUCAAAGAGUUUCUUCUCUGACAGUACGAGGCCCAGGGGUUUGAUAUUUGAUAUUUUAUAUCAUCUUAGGUCCUCUCUCAAAGUUUUACUGUAGUGUCAAAAUUGGCCCCGCCCCGGUUGUCAUAGGUUUACAUUAAAAAUCUUCUUGUCUGAAGGAACAAGGUUCACAGCUUUUAACUUUUGUAUAUAUUUUUUUUUAUAGAAGAUUGUCUACCACAUUUAUUCAAAUUAUAGCCCUGUUUUCCCGGGGAUCAUACGUUUUACUUACUUUAUAAAUACAUAAAAAACUUAAAAAUCUCUCGUCUAAAGGUACAAGACUUAGAGUUUAGAUAUUAUGUAUAUAUUAUCAUCUAUAAGUCCUCUACCAAAGUUUUUCAAAUGUUGGCCCUAGUGUCAAAAUUGGCCCGGCUCCGGAGCGUCAGAUGUUUUCUUUAUAACUAUGAAUAUAUAGUAGAAAUAUGAAAAAAUUCUCCUCUGAAUUCCCAAAAGCUUAAGGUUUAACAUUUUGCUUGAAACAUUAUGUAGAGGACAUCUACCAAGAUUAUUCAAAUCAUAACUCUUUGAUCAAAAUUGGCCCCGCCCAAGGUGUCAUAGGCUUUUUUUUAUAUGUAUAUAGUAAAGACUUAAAACAUCUUCUUUUAAAUCUAAUACAGUUGUACAUUGCCCCCUUGUUAAUACAGGCACCGUGUAACUGUAACAAAAAAUGGUUUAAGCGCAACUUCACGGCCUUUGGAUGAUACAAUGCCUGAUAUAGGAAGAACAAGACAAAUAGAUAGUGUAGAUGGUAUCCAGUCGACUAUGAGGAAGCAUCGUAAAAGUGACGAAUUUAGAUUGGGAGUGCAAAAUGAAGCGCGUAGGGCAAAAGAUAAAUAUAUUAAAGAACCUCUCCCAACAGUAAAGAGAAGGAGGUUAAACCUAGAAGCAGGAAGAUCAGAGCUUGCAACUAGAUUACAGGAUAUUAAUCCUUUAACUAGGCAAUACUUUCAUGAUAAUUUUGAUGACAGCGGACCUCGGAUUAAACAGAUGGACGAGGUUGACGAAAUCUAUGACCGAAUAGGAUCUAAAGGAAAAGUGGGCCGUCAACUUAGCAAAAGACUUAAAUAUUUUGUAAAAUCUGCGCAGAGAAAGAACCCAGAUGGCACUGAACGUGCAAAUGGAACAAGAGAACAUCGUGUCGAUUUAUAAGAAGACCAGCAUCUAUGCUAUUGAAGAAACAACACAAAAUACCGCAUUUUAAAAGAAGUAAAAAGAUAUCUACUUCAGAUGAACAAUUUGAGUAUACCAAGAUGAUCUGCAGUGUUUUUAAAAUUGGAAUAAACAUGACAUUUUUUAUUAUUUCAAAGUACCAUAAAAUACAGAUAUAUAGACAAAGCAAACUACAUAUUAAUGGUAAUCAAAAAACGUACUCUGAAUCAAAAAUAGUCUUGACUCAUUGAUUUAGGAUAAAUUUUCUUUACUAAUGUUUCUUUUAAUUAAAAUAUAGAUUUUAUUGCAUUGGCAUCAACUGCACCUUGGACAAUCACCACAUUUUAUAAGCUUGUAUAUAUGUUGUUAAUCUCUGGGACCAAAUCUUAUCGACAAAUGGUUGACUGAACAUUUGAAUAAACUGUUUUUAAAUCAUUAAUUUUUGAUAAGAUUUUAUGUUAUCAUAUAUAUUUAUUUGCAGUGGAAAAAAAUCAAAGCAUAUUUGUUUCUUAUCUUAUACGUGUACUUGUUCUUUUUUUAAACUUGUUUUUCCUUUUAAUUUUACAUAGUGUAUAGCUAUAUUGCAAUGUUGUUUUUAUUUGAUAUGAUUAUCUAAUAAUAUUAAUUUAUUUGUUUUACUUGAUAUAUGUAAAUCAUGUUAUAUAUAUAUUUUGAAGUGAUGUCUCAAAACUUGGAUUUUUAAAUCCAAUUGCAAAUUCAUCUCGACGAUCUGCAUACGAAAAAAAAUCAUAUUGAUGGAUAUACUAAAGAAACUAACAAAACAAAGAAAACAGAAUUGUUCGUUCUUUUCAGCUAUCAUAUUUAUUUCCUAUCUAUUGUAUAUCUCAUUAAUUUAUAAGUUUUAUUUUAAUUUGCACGAGUUGCAGGCUUUUAUUUGAUCAAUCA
Messenger RNA from Ruditapes philippinarum (Manila clam), 2181 nucleotides. RefSeq lists its product as uncharacterized. NCBI's taxonomy places the organism in Eukaryota, Metazoa, Mollusca, Bivalvia, Venerida, Veneridae. The transcript has 4 exons. Bases 832 to 1275 code for a protein of 147 amino acids. The record is from RefSeq and is a predicted model, not a curated record.